AGGAGACAAAGGAAGUUUCCUCACCCCUCUCUACCCCAUUAUUUCGACCGGUACAUUCAAGGAAGAGAGGAGAACCUCUGCAAGGUCAUAAUCCUCCAUUUUUGAAGCAAGCUCAAACCAAGGAAGUUCCAAGGAAGAAGGAAGAGUGAGAAAAUAAGAGAAACACUUAGAAAAUCAAGGAAUUUUACCAAGGUAUUCUAGACUUCUUAAAGAAUCUAGGAGUGACCGGAAAAGUCACCGGAGCCGCAGGAGUUUUCGCCGGAAAAUUCCAAAAGUCGUUGGAGUUCAAACGAAGAGGAUAAAGCUUGCUAUCGUCAUUUCGAGCACCAAACCCAGAUCUACCUAUGGAUGACAGCAGAGUUAUCGCAGCCGGUGGGGCCUGUAAGCGGAAAAAAUCCCGGAAGAACCCCCAACCUACUCCCACCAUUAUUCCCGCUCAGGAAGCUGCCCCUUCUGAACCGCUUCCAGAGCCUCAGCCAAUACAGCAUGUCCACCAGGACCAAUUCGAGGCCAUGCUGGUCGACGACUGGUUCGGCUCUGACCAACUACACCAAUUUUCUCAGCAUUUCGACUCCGUUCGGGGGGAACCCUCGAAUGCUGGUGAGACCCAUACCGACCAUAUUACAGGUCAGGUCGAGCGGAUCUCCCUAUCCGACCCUGUCCAUGAGGUAUUAGAGAGGGCCGGCUCUACCGCGAGCCAGAUCUGGUCGACCUCCUCUUGGUUCAACAACUUUUCCCUUCCUCAGUUGGCGGUCGAGCAAUCUGAAGAAUGUCUGGCUCUGACUGCUCUGAAGAUGGGUUUGUACACCCUUCAGAUGCGGGAGGCCCGUCUGGCCAAGGAGCGGGAACUGAUUGUUGCCCAGUCUUCUGCUGAGCAACAUGCUGCUGCCGCCAUCGCCUCUCUGGAGGCCGAACGGAAAGCCUUUGCGGAGGAAAAGCAGAGGCUGGAUGCUGAGCUCGGUACCCUUCAGGUCCAACUCGCAGCUUCCCAGGCGAAGGUCCUUGCUGUUGAGGCCGCACAGGUCAAAUUCGAAGAAAUGCCAUCCAGCAUCCCGGACGGUCCCUAUGAAGUGAACGUGGAUCUGUCCGCCGUCCGGGACACGUUUAAAUCCUCUGAUGAAUUCUCCAUCAUCAAGGAUGAUCAUGCAAGGGCCCAAAUCUCGUUCGCCUUUGGGGCGUACUUGAAGGGUUUCCCCAAAGGCGCUGGUCGGCUAUCGGCAGGGGUGGCCCUCUUGGAUAAGGACCCCGAGGCCAAAAAAUGGAACGACUCCAUUGUCUCAGACCUUUAUGGCAAAAUUGGCCAGGUCUUGCUGCGUCCCUUCUUUACUCAGCUUCAAAAUCAUCUGGGGAGGCCGGUUCAGGCUUCUGAUCUCCCCACAGACGACAUUAUCCAGACUCAGUUUGAGAAAUUCCUGCGAGCUCAGCAAAGGGAAGCCGAUCGGGCUGCUGGGAGAGAGCCUGAGCCCCUGUCUGAUGAUGAUGAAGACGAGGACGAAGGGGGAGAUGAAAUGGCCCCUAGCCAAUAAUUUAUAUGUACUUUUUCAUUACUUGUUGUAAUUUUCUUUUUCUCUAAAUAGCUUGUACUUCCCGGUCAGUAGAACCGAUGAAUAUAUAUCCCUUUUUUGCCUGAA
Molecule: messenger RNA, 1631 nt
Organism: Cuscuta europaea
Lineage: Eukaryota; Viridiplantae; Streptophyta; Magnoliopsida; Solanales; Convolvulaceae
Source: the annotation of a GenBank genome assembly